Messenger RNA from Schistosoma intercalatum, 270 nucleotides. NCBI's taxonomy places the organism in Eukaryota, Metazoa, Platyhelminthes, Trematoda, Strigeidida, Schistosomatidae. The record is from the annotation of a GenBank genome assembly.
AUGGGUGAACAAAAAGCAGUAAUCAAAAAUGCUGAUAUGUCAGAAGAUAUGCAACAAGACGCUGUUGAUUGCGCUACACAAGCUUUAGAAAAAUAUAAUAUUGAAAAAGAUAUAGCAGCAUUCAUUAAGAAAGAAUUUGACAAGAAAUACAAUCCUACAUGGCAUUGUAUUGUUGGGAGAAAUUUCGGAAGUUAUGUGACGCAUGAAACCAAACAUUUCAUCUAUUUUUACUUGGGACAGCAAGCAAUUCUUCUCUUCAAAUCUGGUUAA